Sturnus vulgaris (Common starling) is the source of this 1977-nucleotide messenger RNA. The record is from RefSeq and is a predicted model, not a curated record. Lineage: Eukaryota; Metazoa; Chordata; Aves; Passeriformes; Sturnidae.
AACAUUUGGCAUGGCAGUUUUAAUUGUUGGCCCACUCUAAUUUAAUACCAUUUAAAAACAGCAUUGCAGGAUUAACCCUUCAUCCUUACUAUUUAUUGUCUAGACAUAUUUGCUUUGCUCUUUGACUGUGGCACUCUGCAGGGCUAUAGAGUUUGGCUCAUCCCUCGUUGCAGUGUCUAGCACAGCAUAUACAAUAAAUUAAAACUCAUCCGGUGCUGGAACAUGUACGGAGAAUAUAUUUCUGGGUUUUUUUUCUCCCUUCAGAACAUUUUUUGCUUUAUUAUUGGCAUCCCUAUUUCCCAGGAGGAAGUUCCUCCAGAUAGUUCUAGAUCAAAAUUUAUUUGAUUCAAGAGUUAGAUAGUUUAUCAGCCUGGACUCUGAAGAACAGAGCCAACUGCACUUUGAAGGAGCUGGGUCACAUUUCCUAGUCUUGUUUUGUCUUGCAGUUGAUACUGUACUUUGACCAACCAUCCCACCUUUAUCUCUUUUGUGUCCUCAGAUACCUAGCACAACUUUCUGAAGGCGUAAUUUGACCUCUCAUUGGAUUCAAUAGAGGGCUGGACUCAUCAGUGAGACAUAUUGAACAGAAAACAAAGAUAUGCUUCUCUGUUUCUGUAAAAAACCAAGAUAAAUCUGCAUAGCAUAAUGAGAUCCCUCACAAAUAUCUCUGUCUUUACUUAUGCCUUUGUAUUCACACUAUGGAAUAAUAUCCAGCCAACUGUAGAAGAUGAAUUUAUGGCAAAUUAUUCAAGCAGUUCUCUAACUAAUGUUCCAAAAACCAUUCCAGUCCAUACUCAAGUAUUAGAUUUAUCACAUAAUAGGAUCUCUGGACUUAGUAUUCCAGAAUUUAUUUAUCUUUCUGACCUUCAAGUAUUAAAUCUUUCUCAUAAUCUAAUUACGCUGCUUGACUUUAGUGUCUUUAUUUCUAAUGAAAAUUUAGAAUACUUAGAUUUAUCUUAUAAUAACAUUUCUAAAGUUUGCUGUCUAACUCUUGCAUAUCUUAGACAUUUAGAUCUUUCUUUCAAUAAGUUUACUGCCCUGCCCAUUUGUCAGGAAUUUGGGAACAUGUUUCAAUUGGAGUACAUCGGAUUAAGUGCUACAAUGAUACAAAGGUCAGACUUCAGGUAUAUCAGACAUUUGCAGCUGCACACUGUCUUCCUGACCUUGGAAAACUUUUCACUGUAUGAGCCUCAGAGUCUGACAGUCUUGACUACAAGGAACCUCCACAUUGUUUUUGCAGAAAAUCAAAACUUCACUUUCCCCCUCUUGUACGAUGGAAUGAGCACAUCAGAAAACUUAAAGAUAGUUAAUUUAAGAUAUACCUUGAGCUACAGACAUUUCCCCUCUCCAUCUUUAAUGCUUCUGAAGAAAAUCAAGACAACAGCUCUCAUGCUUGAUGCUGUGGACCUACAGUGGCCUAUCAUCCUGCAAAUUUUCAUGCUUAUUUGGUAUUCACCUGUGGAACGUUUGACUGUCACAAAUUUGAGUUUUCACGGACCAGUGGAGGAGCUGACUGAACAUGCAUUUCUACCCUUAUUAAGUUCUGUGGAACAACUAAUUUCUUUGGAUGGCUCCAUGAAAGCAUUAACUUUGGAGCAUGUUCGUAAUAAGGUUUAUUAUUUCAAUCAGGGGAUUCUAUACAGACAAUUUUCAGAGUUGAAUAUUGCCAAUUUGACAAUAGCUGAUGCUUAUGUGCCACACAUGCUUUGCCCCAAUAGAACAAGCUCUUUUCAGUAUAUAAAUUUUUCUCACAAUGCCCUGACAGAUGAAUUGUUCCAGAAUUGUGGCACUCUCGUGGAUCUGAAAUUACUUAUUUUGAAGAAGAAUAAAUUUGAGAGCCUUCUCAAGGUAAGCUCCAUGACGAGUCAUAUGAAAUCACUGAAAUACCUGGACAUGAUACUUAGAAACUUGAUGUUUGGAGGUGAACCUCCUUUUAUCUCCAGGCUUCCACUGAACUCUGUUACUUUGCUCAUUUAA